AUGUCAGGUUCGUGGAUAUGGAGAAAGCUGCUGAAAUACAGAGACAAAGCCAAGGAAUUCCAUCGACGGGAAAUAGGGGAUGGUCGAGCUACUUUUUUCUGGUUUGAUAUCUGGUCCGAUUUGGGAUGUCUGUAUGAUAUAACUGGAUACAGAGGUAUUAUUGACACGGGGAUUCCACUCAAUGCAACGAUUGCGAUGGCUAAGACGGCUCGUCGAAGACGUCGACACCGGACUGAACAUCUGGUCUUAAUUGAAGAGGCUUUAUCGGCACUAUCGGAAGAGAAGGAUAUUAGCCUCUGGAGGAAUACUACCAGCGAGUUUAAGCCUUAUUUUAGCUCGAAAAAUACAUGGACACAAAUCCGGGAUGCUCGUCCUCUGGUACAAUGGCACAAGGGUAUAUGGUUUAAAUUUGCGACACCAAAGUAUGCUUUCUGCUCCUGGUUGGCGAUUAGAAAUCGGCUCUCUACUGGCGACCGUAUGAUCGCCUGGAAUCCAGGUAUUAGCUCAGAAUGUAUUUUCUGCUCUGCAACAAACGAGACAAGGGACCAUUUAUUCUUCUCUUGUCCAUUCUCUGCGACCAUUUGGACACGCUUAGCAUCGGGUUUGCUGGCUACUCGAUUCACAACUGAUUGGCACACUCUGACUCAACUCAUCUCGGACGACGGCUUGGCUCCUAUACCGAUGUUUCUCACCAGAUAUGUGCUACAAUGUGCAAUCUACUCUAUCUGGAGGGAAAGAAACUCGCGAAGGCAUGGAAAAACUCCAAACGCUGCAUCUCGUAUCAUUCAGCAACUCGACAAGCAGGUUCGAAAUCGUCUUUCCACCAUACGAUCUUCGGGAUUCACCAAACUGGAGGGCAGUCUUCAGUUCUGGUUCGCCACAAGAUAG
Messenger RNA from Eutrema salsugineum, 888 nucleotides. RefSeq lists its product as uncharacterized. NCBI's taxonomy places the organism in Eukaryota, Viridiplantae, Streptophyta, Magnoliopsida, Brassicales, Brassicaceae. The coding region runs from base 1 to 888 and encodes 295 amino acids. The transcript has a single exon. The record is from RefSeq and is a predicted model, not a curated record.